CAUGAGAUAGGAUCACAGGAAGGGAUCCAUGGUGACUGCAAAUUGAGGCACACAGAGCACUUUGCUGUGCACCGUGGAUACAACUUGAGCACUGAUCAGAAAAACUGGAAACUCAGUCCUGGCAAACCCAAAGGCUGCAGAUGCUGUGUACCAAGGGAGUUUUUGAGGACUGAGAGCCCAGCCAUGCUGUCCAGGUAGGCUUCUGGCAGCUGGGCACAUAGCAGUUGUCACUGGGUUGCUGUUACAAGAAAGGUGUGUGAUGUCCUUUUGUCUAGAAGUGGGAAAUGUGAAACAGGAGCAGAGAGAAAUCUGAUGUUGUAGAGAUAGACUGCUAGUAACAGUCCUUCGGAAUUGAAAAAGAGCUGCAAGUCUAAAAAUGAAAUAACUCCUGCUUACAAAUGUUUAGGUCAACUGUUAGUAGUUUCUCUAACAAGUAUUUUUAAAUCAAUAGCCAUGUAGUUGAUAAAGCAAAGAUUUGAUGGAAUAUUCCAGCAAGGCUGAGUAAGGCACAAUUGUAGUUGAAAAUUCAAACCGUGAAAAACAGGCACAUUUUUUACCAAGUGGGAUAAUUAAUCAUUAGACUACCCUGCUGCCAGGAUGGGUUUUUCCCCGCUUUCAGUGUGGGCCUCACUGCAAGACAGGACUGGCCCAGGUCUAGCCAGGAUGCCUUUUGCUGUACAGAAGCUUUACAUGUUGACUUGAGGUUGUCCGAAACGCUGUGAAGCUCAAAUUACCUGUGGAAUGGUUCCCAGCCUUAAUUAUGGGCUAGCGGGGCAAGCCCCUAUUUUGUCCUUAGUUCAUGUGAGGAGGGACAUGGGGCUGCGAGCAGCACCCGUGGUCUCCCAGCGUGGCAGCCGCCAUUCCCAGCCUUUCUUACAGAAUGCAAGUCCUGCGAGGAGCGGCUGAGGGAGCUGGGGUUGUUUGGUCUGGAGCAGAGGAGGCUCAGGGGAGGACCUUAUUGCUCUAUACAGCUGCAUGAAGGUGUGGGGAGCUGGGGGGUGGCCACUUCUCACAGGUAACUAGUGAGAGGACUAGAGGGGAUGGCCUCAAGUUGCACCAGGGGAGGUUCGGGUGGGAAAGGAGGAGACAUUUCUGCUCAGAGAGAGCAGUCAGGCACUGGGACGGGUUGCCCAGGGCAGCGAUGGAGUCACCUUCCAUGGGGGUGUUCAAGGAGAUGUUGGACGUGGUGCUUGGGGACACGGUUUAGUGGGUGACAUUGGUAGUAGGGGAUGGUUGGACCUGAUGAUCUGGGAGGUCUCCAACCCGCCGCCCCCAUGUCUCCAGCAUUCCCUCCCUCAGCGCCCUCCCGCGGCUCCUCGGGGCGCUGCGUGAGGCGCGGUUGUUGCCGCGGCAACGGCCGGGAGCCCUGAGGGGAGCGGCGGCGGCCGGGCCGGGACCGGGGCCGGGACCGGGGCCGGGACCGGGCGGACCGGGCGGACCGGGGCUGGACCCGGUGCGGCGGCGGCUGAGGUGGGCUGGGACGAGGAGGGCCGGGCCGGGCCGAGGAGCUGCUGGGGUUCAGGGGCUGCUCCUGAGGGGUCGGGAGGAGGGCUCGGUGCUGAGGGGAGCCCCUCAGGCAGCCCCCGCGUCCUCCUCUUGUUGCUUUGGUGACAGGGAAAAGUCACCGUAAAAAGACAGGGGAUUCCCUCCUGUCACUUACAGCCAGGUAUGCUUUACAAAAUAGGCUGUUUCUUAAAAAAAUAAAUAAAUAAAUACAGGCUCGGCAGUGGUGAUCUGCAUGGUUUGCCAAGGUUCCUCUUGACCUUAAAACUUUUUAGUAACACGGAGUAAGGGUGUUAUAAUUUUGUACCACCUCGGCAGAAAGACCAGUGUUAAAGGAAGGAGGGAAAAAUGUAAAUCUGUUGGAGGAGCUCACGUCGGAAGGCUUACGGAGCAGGAUGGUGCAGAUCUGCCUGUGAAGGGGGAGGAGGAGGCUGGUGAUGAGCGCCUUGGGUUUGCCAGCCGGCAGUCAGCAGUAAGAAUCAAUUGCCAAUCCAGAAAAAGAACCAAUGUCUCUGGAGAAGGAAGAAGAUUAAAUUCCACAAAGUCUAAAUACAGAAGGAUUAAACAAAAACUUUCAUGCAAUUCCUGACAAUGAUACCAAGGAAGACCUGGUAAAUUCAGCAGAGUCCUGAAGCAGCUGCCCCAACUGUGAAAAGUUAGAGUUGAAAUGUCACAUGAAGUUCCUAAAGCAGAUCAGGAAAGCCAUAAAAUGACGGAAAAUGAAUCAAAAAGUGAUUUACCUGCAGAAAAGCAUGAAUAUGAAUCCUCAGCUGAGAGAAAUGUUUCCACAGUGCCUCAGGGUAUCCCUGAAGCAGGUGUGAGGAAGCUCAGUUUUACAUCAGAUACAAAAGACGCUGAGGAACUGAACCAAGAGCUUUCAGAAGCUUUCAGUGCCAGACCAGACACAUUAUCAUCAGCAGAGAAUCCUGAAAGCACUGAAAAAGGAUCAACAUUUUUGAUGCCUGAAGGAAAAGAUGAUAAUUUUACACUUAGACUAAAUGAUAAAGGACUCCAGGAUAUGCCUGUGCUCAUUUUUGAAUGUCAAAAAUUGAAACGCUUGUUCUUACACAACAAUGAACUAAGAACACUACAUUUAAAUGUAGGACUUCUAACUAAUCUGGAGAUCCUGUUACUUGAAAGAAAUAGACUGACAUGUUUGCCACCAGAAAUAACAUUUCUUCGUAAAUUAAAAGUAUUGAAUGUCAGUCACAACCAGUUACUGAAUCUCCCUAAAGAAUUUUCAAAGCUUGUAAAUCUUCAGGAACUUUUUCUGAAUCACAACAACAUGGAUGAAUUUCCUUUUGCACUGAGAAGCCUUGAAACAUUAGAGCUUGCUGGGAACAAGCUGAAAACUUUGCCAGAUGCCAUGGUUGACAUGGAAAAAUUGAAGGUAUUCAACAUUGAUUCCAAUCACUUCUCAAUAUUUCCAAGGGUUCUCUGCUACCUUCCUAAUCUAGUAAAACUCAGCAUAUGUCAGAACUCAAUUCAGAGUUUACCAAAGGAUAUUAAAGAACUCAAGAAACUAGAAGAAUUUUCAAUUAGUAACAAUAAGCUUAUAUUUCUGCCUGUGCAGUUUUUCCAGUUGACAAAACUGAAAGACUUCAGAGUUGAUGAUAACAAAUUGGAGUAUCUUUCAGAUAAAGUGGAGAAUUUAAGAGAACUUAGGUUUCUGAACCUUGCAAAAAAUUUAUUCAAAAGCCUUACAGAUAAUCUUUGCAACUGUACCAUGUUGAAACAUCUCAUUAUACAUGAUAAUCAGUUAACCCAGCUCCCUGCUAAUAUCCACAGACUUAGAAAUCUAAAGGAGCUCUCUGUAAGUAGGAAUCAGCUGGACUCACUGGAUGAGCGAGUAUCCCAUUUAAAAAACCUCUCCAAGAUAGAGCUUUCAGGAAACGCAUUGACAUACGUUCCUGUUGAAUUAAAAGAUUGCAUACGGAUAACCAAAGCUGACCUCAGCUAUAAUAAGCUCUCUCAGUUUCCAAAUGCUUUGUGUGCUUUAUUUGAUCUUAAAUACUUAAAACUUAGUGGCAACUCUAUUUCAGAAAUAAUACCUGGAAUUUCCGAUAUUAAAGAUUUGGAGCAUCUAGAGUUAAACAAAAAUAAACUGUCCUCAUUUUCUGCGUGCUUCUGCAGCUUUACAAAACUAGUUUACUUGGAUUUAAGUGAGAAUGAAAUCAAUAGCAUACCAGCCGUGGUAUCUGAGAUGAAGUCUCUCCAGGUGCUUCUGUUACACCAUAACAAGUUUGACUCAUUUCCUGAAGAGCUGUGUACUUUAAAGUUUUUAAAAGCACUCGACAUGUCAAAUAAUCAGAUAAAGACUAUUCCGUUAAAAAUUAGCAAUCUGGAAGCAAUCAAAGACUUAAAUGUAUCAGACAACCAGUUUGCAUCUUUUCCUUCUGAAGUAUUUCAUCUGUCCUCACUGGAGAAAUUGACCGUGUCUCAAAUGAAUGGGUUGAAGCUAACUCAAAUUCCAGAGGAGUUAUCUAAACUGGUUUGCCUCCGGGAGCUUGACAUAUCUCAUAAUGCGUUAAAGGAAAUGCCAGAGAGCAUAGGGGAACUGGAAUAUUUGGUCCAUUUAAUUGCAAAUAAUAAUGAUAUCAGCCAGCUCCCCAAGUCUAUUACAUCGCUAAGAAAUCUGCAGCACCUUGAUCUGAGUGAAAAUCGACUGAAAUCUUUGCCUGCUGGUCUUCAUCACCUUCAUAUGCUGAAAGAUAUAAACUUCGAUGGAAAUUCUCUGUCUGAGCCACUGCAGGAUCUGUGCAGAGGAAAGCAACUGUAUCCCAUUCUGUGCUAUCUGGAAAGUGCCAAUGAAAGAGACGAGAAGAUACUGCGUAAGAUGAUAGAAGUGAUUGCUGACAACGUUGCUUCUGAAAAUUUUGAAUUUUUCUGUCAGAAACUGCAACUUCGUCAGGCUGACAUCAAGUCUCUGGAAAAUACCAGGGCUCUUAUGUUGAAAGAGAAAAUCAUCAAGGCACUGGACGUUUGGAUCAGUGAAAACCAAGACCUAACUUAUGCUGAAAUGGUAGAUAAACUGAUCAGAAUACUAGUAAUGACAGGCAUGUAUGAUCUAACCAACGAAGUGAAAGCUUUAAAACUCUAUUCACAAAUGGUGAAAUUCUAAACAAGGAAUACAAAGAGUGGGUAUGAACAGAACAAA
Anas platyrhynchos (mallard) is the source of this 4660-nucleotide messenger RNA. The record is from RefSeq and is a predicted model, not a curated record. NCBI's taxonomy places the organism in Eukaryota, Metazoa, Chordata, Aves, Anseriformes, Anatidae.